Cydia fagiglandana is the source of this 1807-nucleotide messenger RNA. RefSeq lists its product as uncharacterized. The coding region runs from base 329 to 949 and encodes 206 amino acids. The record is from RefSeq and is a predicted model, not a curated record. The transcript is spliced from 2 exons. NCBI's taxonomy places the organism in Eukaryota, Metazoa, Arthropoda, Insecta, Lepidoptera, Tortricidae.
UUAGAUUCAUAAUUGUUACAUAUUUGCCGUAACUUAUUUUUAAAAUGUGUUUUUCAAUUAAAAGACACAUCAAGAUUGUUUACCUAAUUUCUAAUGCUAAAAAAAACGAACUAUAGUGCGAAGCCGGUCGCUAGUUAUUUAAUAAAAUAUUAUAUUGUGAUUUUUAUAUUUUUCUUAUAAAAUUCACAAUUUCACUUCAACAAUUCUUCAUUUUUCUAUUAAUUCUCAGACUCCGGCACGGUUAGAAAGUUGGAAAAAGUCGUUAGGAAUUGCAUUAAAAGCAAAUGAUUAUAUUUGCCAUCUUCAUUUUAAAGAAGAAAAUAUAAAUAUGUACGAAAAGUUAACUAUUAAAGGAGAGCUCAAAUAUAUUCCUACACAAAGAAAAACGCUUAAGGAAGAAGCUGUGCCCACGAUUGAGCAUCAGUUUAUUCCCAUUCCCGAACAUGAACUCCAAGCCAAUACUAUUCACAUAGAGGAAUCUUUCGAACCAUACCCCAAUCAACCUAAGGACGAGCAGCAACAACAAAUCAAUGCCGAGCAACAGGAAUUAUCAGAAGAUCAAAAUGAUUCUAAUAAUUUAAUGGAUUAUGAAAUGAUACAACAGGACUUUGCGGAACCAUUGUUUAGUCAAUAUCAGGAUACUAAUGUAACAAUUAAUCCAAUAGAGAAUUUUAAAAGUAAGUUUCGGGCAUUUUCGUUGUUGCCGCCUUUUUGGCUACAUGCAGAAAAUCCUAAUGGGCUGGAAUUUAUGCGAAUGGAUCCAAAAACUCAGAAGAUUAAACAUCAUAUACGUUUAAACGAUGAUCUAACUGUCACUGUAAUUUUUCCCAAUAAUGAACAAUUGCCACUAAAGGAGAAAAUUAAUUCAUAUGACAACACCUACGAUUACUUAAAAUCGGUUGAAAGAUGGCCUUUGUGCGUUGGUACUCAGAUUGACGACAAUAAGUAAGUUUUGGUAGAUUGUUAACCAAGGGAUGAACGCAGUGAGAGUAUAGUCCGAGGCUAAAAUGAUGCCAUUCACCCGAGUUAAACACUCUACUUUUCAUUUCGAAUACGAGGAACCUAGCCCCAAAGCUUGUACUAUGGGUGUAGGCGAUAAUACAACUGUUUGCAGUCGUCUUAUGAAUAUAUAUACCAUAAUGUAACAGUUGUAUUUAAAAUAAAAGGAUAACUCGUAAGCCUAAUAACUUUGAUUUUAUUUAACAUUUUUGUCAUUAAAAAUAUUGUAUGUAACGGUACAUUAAAUAGGUCUUAAUUCUUGAACCUAUCCUAUUAAAACUCGACUUUUAUGUGUAUUUUAAGAACCCUUAUUAUGUAGGUACCUGUAGAUUAAAGCACUAUUUAUACAUAAACAAUGGUACAGGAGAAUAAUAAAAGAUAAAAACGAAUUUAUCUAAUAUAUAAUUACAUCAAUUUUCAGAUUUUGUAAAGGUGUGAUUAUUGGUGAUGAUACUUACGAAAGAAAUCAACAGUACCCAAGAUGUAAAUCUUGUCGAAUAUUACGAAAUCGUUUGCAGAACCGUAAUUCCACUUCAACUCUAUUACAAAAAAUGGCAGAAGCUAAACGGCGCGCUUCAAAUCUUGUACAUAAAUGCAAGCGUCUGAAGAGGACGGUAAGUCUUAUGCCGGCUACAUACGUAACGAUAAAUCGUUGCGAUAAAACUGUGCAGUCCGACUGUGCAGAUAAAUCGAACCGUGUGUAUGACAAAUCGUUACGAUAAUCGACAAUCGGACAAUCGGACUGCACAGUUUUAUCGCAACGAUUUAUCGUUACGUAUGUAGCCGGCAUUAAAGCCGUAACAGACUA